CAUUCUUUCCCUGUCUUCCUUCUAGAACUUGAAUCACCACGUCGUCGGUUGGAUCGAUUGGAACCUGGCCCUGGAUUUACAAGGGGGACCAAACUGGGUGAAGAACUACGUGGAUAGUCCCAUCCUUGUGGACAUCAGCAGCGACAGCUUCUACAAGCAGCCCAUGUUCUAUCACCUGGGGCACUUCAGCAAAUUCAUUGUCGAAGGAUCUCAGUGCGUUGGGCUGUCGGUGGUUAAAACUGACUUUAGUUGCAACCUGGAACACGUCGCGGUGCUUCGUCCCGAUGGAUCGGCAGUACUGGUGGUCCUUAACCGGUCUUCGUUCAACUUCACCUUUGGAAUUUCCGACUCGGUUGGUUUUAUUUUCACCCAAAUUCCCGCCAACUCCAUCCAGACGUAUCUCUGGCGGCGCCAGUAAGAAGGGAGGUUUUUUUUUUUUUUAUACCGAGUACCAGUAGCCAGAAUAGCUUACUAACCCUCUCGAGAGACGGGAUGGCGGCUCAGCCCAAUGGAUUGCGUUUUUCUAGGAGAUAAACCUUGACGGUGGUUGAAGAAGCCGACAUUUGAGGCUUGCCGGCAUGAACAAACCGCGAUUCCUGAAGCGUUUAUCGAUAGAUGGUUCAAAUGAACCAAAACCAAGGUACUCCUUCAAAUGUUCUGCCUGGGAAAUUUCUUGGCAAGACUGUUGACUUCAGUGCUGUGUGUUUCCCGGUCCACUUCAAUUAAGCCUCAAAUCCUGGCUUACAAGCCACAGGAACACUUAACCACAACCAGCUGCCUGCAAGCCAAGUUAUGACUUUCGUCUCACGGAGCUCAGCCUGGAUGAGGUGGGCGGUGGUCCAUCUUGUUCCAGACGCCCAGCUACUUCGUGGUCAGCAUUUCAAAUUAAGCUGUUGGGAUCAUCUUUAAUCUGGGUUGUUGUUGUUUUUUCUUUUUUCCAUCUUCAAAUUAUUUCCGGUGUAACUGACAACGUGAUACACCGAUACUUAGCUGAUUAUCUUUACUAAGAUCUGCCUUUCUUCGGCUCCAGAUUGUCCUGCACAAAGGAGAAUUAAAUGACCUUGUGGCUUAUUA
Molecule: messenger RNA, 1074 nt
Organism: Pseudonaja textilis
Lineage: Eukaryota; Metazoa; Chordata; Lepidosauria; Squamata; Elapidae
Source: RefSeq, a predicted model, not a curated record